GCCAUUUUACAUUGAAAUGAAAGUUUGACUAACGGCCUACUACAUAGGUGAAAUCAACCUAUCAGUACAACAAGCAUAUCUUUGUAAGGUGUUUUUACUAUUUUGGAUUAAGACAUGAAUUUCGGUGUUCACUUAUGGGAUCAGUAUGAAAACCUUAGUCAAUAUACUGAUAAAGGGAUUAUAUUUUUGGAAGAUAUCAUCAAGUUCCUGAGAGGUAGAAUAAAGAUUGAAAUAGAAUAUGCAAAAGAAUUAAAAAAGCUCGUUAAAAGUCAUAUAUCGACUAAUAAGAAAAAGGAAGAUAGCUAUUAUACAUUUACUCAUGCCACCGCAUUUAUAACUUACAUAAAAGAAAUCAGUGAUGUCGCAGGCCAACAUGACCAAAUUGCCGAAGAGUUAUCAAAGUAUGAAAAGGAUAUGAACAAUAGCAUUAAUACGUAUAAAACGGAAAGAAAAAGACUGUUUAAUAGAGCCCUUAAAGAGCAAGCAGACUUAAGAAAUCAAAUAGCAAAACAUGAUAAAGCAAGAAAAUUGUAUGAAAAAUCAGCUAAAGAAGAGGAAAAAGCUAGGGAGAGAUAUAUUGAAAUGGAGAACGAUGAUCUAAAAACUAAAGCUGAAGUUUAUAAUGCUAAAGGAAUUGCCACUUCCAAGCAACAAAUCUGUGAAUCGUAUAAGACAGAUUAUGCAGCGGAAUUGAAAAAAACAAACGAUAUGCAAAGGACUCAUUAUAGUAUUGUCAUGCCAGAUAUAUACAAUCAUAUACAAAACAUGGAAGAAGGUCGAAUAGAAGAAGUUAAAAAUAGACUAAUCAGUUUUAUGGAGGUUGAAAAAAAAGUAGUACCCAUUUUGCAAAGGUGUAUAGACGGAAUGGAAGCUUGUUGUAAAACGAUAAAUGCCGAAAAGGAUAUUCAAACGGUUAUCGAUUUAUAUAGAAGUGGAUAUACACCUAAUGGAGAUAUCGAGUUUGUUGAAUAUGGUACUUCAACUCCUAAUACUACGAAAAAGAAAAAUAAACUAAAGGCAGCAUCGUUUAUACGAUAUCGGUUUUCUGAACGAGCUUUACGACGAUUAUCCCUGGUCGCACCGCCUCAUCAAAAUGAUAAAAAGGAUGAUCCAUUUUUUACCAAUCUUCCGCCUCUUCAACAGAAAAAAAAAAUAAAUGAAAAAAUUGUCAAUUUUCAGAAAACCUUGUUGAAACUUAACCAAGAGAGGUCUGGUCUUGAAAAAAUGCUUGAAGUUGCUGAAAAAGGGGUUGGAGUUGAAGGUUCGUCAACACCAAAAUCUCAUAUGGGCUUAAGUCAGGACCGUAUGAAUGAAGAGCUAGACAAGAAUAGACAGAAUAUUGAAAAUAUACAAUCAGAAAUUGAAAAAUAUGAAAAUUUUUUAAGAAAUAUUGGUCAUAGCAAAGAGGAGACGAAAAGUCCUAAUUUAAAUAACCAUACGCCGUCAAGCGUUAAAACAACAUCUUUGUAAGUAUAUUUCUAUGCUGUUGAAAUAUUUUUAGGUACCACCUAGAGAUGGCGUUAGAUAUUUUCUUUUGUAAAGUGCCAUCAUUUCCGGUGACAUUUUCAAAACGUAUUUUUGUGUGUAAUGUUUAUAGUGCUUGAUGAAAUAUAUAUUAAUUUCAUGUUUCUAUUAUCAAAGGCCUCCUCCUCCAAAAGAAGAGAUAACACCUACGCAUUCCAUAUCUAAUAACGAUUCUGAUAUGUUUGAGGAGUUUGAAGAAGACUAUUCUGAUUCGAAUCAUAUUGAAGAUUGUAGUUUGGGAAGAGCUACCGCCAAAUACGCUUUUGAGGGUCAAAAUGAAGGUUCUCUUGCUAUUAGGGAUGGUGAAAAAUUACAAAUCAUUGAAGCUGAUACGGGCGAUGGUUGGACAAGAGUAAAAAAUGAUAGUGGCGAAGAUGGAUUUGUACCGACUCUAUACAUAGAAUACGAUUGAAUCAAAAGUUAAUAAUUCAAGAAGUUUUUUUUAUUUCAUAUUUAAAAGAAAAAGACUGGUGCUCUAUUCGUUUUUUGUUAUACGAAAGGCUUCGUGUCUUAAUGUUUCGGACAUUGAAAUACUGCAUUAUUCGUUGUCUCGGUAACACUUCAUUUUUUAAUACUAAUUCUUAAUGAUUUUUUUUAUUAGAUAUUUAAUAUCCAUUUAUUAUAAUACACCGUUAAGUGUUUUCAAGAGAAAAGCUUGAGUUGUAGUAUAACAUUUUGUUUAUAUAUACUAUGUAUAUAUACAUAUAUGUAUAUAUAUUCUAUAUUUCAAAGCUUUCGUCUCGUAUUUUUGUAACUUAAAGGAAGAAUGUCUGUACUAUAACGAGAAAAAAUAUCUUCUAUGUCUAAUAUAAUGUAUGUUUAUUUUUCACCAAUCUUUUUUACUAUGAAGAGAAACUUUCUGAUGUUCUACUCUUUUGUGUUCUUAACUAACAAAAUGUCUAUUCUGCAAGAUGCCUUUGUAGCUUUUGUUUUUUGUUGUCUUAUGAGAAUCUUAUGCAAAUUCUUUUAGAGAAAAAGUGAUAUAGAGAAAGAAAUUUUGUGAAAAUUCAAUAAUAAUUUGAGAUUUGUAAAGAGCGAGAGAAAGAGGGAAAGGAGACGGGAAGGGAGGGGGGAGGUUAGAGUGAAAGAAAAGAAAGAUUGACUUUUGUAGUACUUUAGAAAAAUUAUAUUCUUUUCUUUUUGGAUAUUAAUAUAAAAGAGUAAGAAAUAAAAAACCAUGUUAUCAUGAAUGGAAAUUUUGUCUUUCAAUAGAAAUUUCAAAGGCAACUGAAAGUAAUGAAAAGAAAGUAUUUUAAUAUCAACAAAUUAUGAUCUCUUAAUGGAGUAUAAAUGUAUUAUAUAGUAGAUGCGUUGUAUUAUGUAAUCCUAUAAUUAAUUGGAGUAAACUGUUCUCAAUUCCCUCCGAUUGAUACUUUUGCCUUUUUUAAAAGAAAUUUCUAGAUUUAGAUAUUCUUCAACAUAUUUAUUGAAUAUAUUAACUUCCAGAGGAAGAAUUAAAAUUAAUUAGAUUUUUUUUUUAAUUAAAACUAGUUUUUAGUGCUAAAUUUCUUUUCUUUUUUAUACGAAUCAAAAUAAACUAGAAGAUCAUAUUUAAGUUUUUUCACAUUUUGCGCCUAUUUUAUUACAAGUGGUAAAGGAAAAAAAAGACCAAUAAAAUUGAGCUUUUUGCAUUCGUACUUUAAAACUAUAUUUUCACAAAAUUAUUCAAUGUACACCGUGUCAGGGUGUUUUUUUUUUUUAGAGAAUCGAAUAUCGAAUACGUUUCUUUUUU
This is a messenger RNA of Dimorphilus gyrociliatus, 3256 nucleotides long. Lineage: Eukaryota; Metazoa; Annelida; Polychaeta; Dinophilidae. The record is from the annotation of a GenBank genome assembly.